ACGCACAUCGCUCGCGCAGCCCAGUACAUCCCACAUACUCGCGCGACAUCAACAACAAUGGCAAACCGUAGUCUGUUUGGGUAGGAGAUUUCUUGUUGGAGCUAGACGGCCAGAAAGCCUCGACGCUUUACCUAUGUCUUAUUUCUCUUUUUGAAAUUACUGGGAAAUAGUUUGUCGUAUUUUUUCGUGUUUAUAUUGUUUUCGAAAAUGUGCGAGGCGCUGUUGGCAAGCUCACACAGUCUGUGCAUGUGUGUCCCUGCUGCUUUUCUGCUGGGCUACAGCUACUAACCUAACCUAGCUGCUUUUCACUCGGUGGUUAGCUAACGUUAGCCUGGCCGCGUUUAUUGACUUGAGGGGAAAAAACAAGCGAAUGUAAAGCCUGUUUAUACGAUCUGUUUUAUGACAAUUGCUUUCCGUUAUUUACUAAUUGUCGCUGUCAGGAACAGUAAAAAGGUGUUGUAUGAUUUGUCGUAGAAAAUACUUUGCUGGCUAGCUAACAGGCUAGCUAUUUGUGUGUAUUCUUCGACUGAGGAAAACGGCGAGUUUUCUUUGAAAGUAUGGAUGACCAGACGAGGAUGAUGACGGGUCUGACCGGACUCGGUGGACUACAACAAGCCGACGUUGGUGACCCAGACGCGGUCAGAAAACAGCAGUCCCUCGGCCAGCCUCAACAAGACAUAGGGGAUAUCCUACAGCAAAUAAUGGCUAUCACUGACGAAAGCCUGGACGAAGCACAGGCCAGAUGCUGGCCAGAGGACUCGCCGGCGCAUUGGGGUGGAUCAGACGACCCCACAGAGGGAGGGAGAGCAGGGGGGGGCAUGGCAGGGGGUGGCCUGCCACUCAACUUCCAGCACAGGAAGCAUGCCCUGAACUGUCACAGAAUGAAGCCAGCCCUCUUCAGCGUACUCUGUGAGAUCAAAGAGAAGACGGUGCUGAGUAUACGAGGAGUGCAAGAGGAGGAUCCCCCAGAUCCUCAGAUCAUGAGGCUGGACAACAUGCUGCUAGCAGAGGGUGUGUCAGGACCGGAGAAAGGUGGUGGAUCAGCUGCAGCGGCUGCAGCAGCAGCAGCGGCAGGGGGCUCACCCACAGACAGCAGCAUUGAACACUCUGACUACAGAGCCAAACUUGCCCAGAUCCGUCAGAUAUAUCACUCUGAGCUGGAAAAAUAUGAGCAGGCAUGCAGUGAGUUCACCAACCAUGUAAUGAACCUGCUGAGAGAGCAGUCUCGCACACGGCCCAUCUCUCCUAAGGAGAUUGAGCGCAUGGUGGCCAUCAUCCACCGCAAGUUCAGCUCCAUUCAGAUGCAGCUCAAACAGAGCACCUGUGAGGCAGUCAUGAUCCUGCGCUCACGUUUUCUGGAUGCCAGACGUAAGAGGCGCAACUUCAACAAGCAAGCUACAGAGGUGCUGAACGAGUAUUUCUACUCGCAUCUGUCUAACCCUUACCCUAGUGAGGAAGCUAAGGAAGAACUGGCCAAAAAGUGUGGGAUCACUGUAUCUCAGGUCUCUAAUUGGUUUGGCAACAAGAGAAUACGCUACAAGAAGAACAUUGGUAAGUUCCAGGAGGAAGCAAACCUCUACGCAGUUAAGACAGCGGUGGAUGCUGCCAAUGUGUCAGCGCAGGCUAGCCAGGCUAACUCUCCGGCGACACCCAACUCAGGGUCACCGGGGUCAUUCAGUUUGUCUCACACAGGCGACGCCUACCUUGGUCUGCGUUCCCUCAACGGGGAGGCUCUCAACAUCGCCCCCUCUCUACAGCCGCAGGUGGAUACCCUGCACCGUGCUACACACCUGACGGCCGGUUAUGAGGAGCUGUCGGGCAGUGGCCUCUACACCCCUCAUCGCCUGGAUGCUAACAGCUGGCAGGACACCACCAACACCCCUUCAGUCACCUCCCCUCCUGGUCCUCCUGGCAGCGACCACUCCGACACCUCCAACUGAUUCGGUGGCUCUUCCUGCCAUCACUUCAUUCCUACUGUGGUCUGCUUUGACUACCAUCCUCUCUUUACAUUUUUACAUCACUUCUCAGACAGCCAGGCAAGGCUGUGCUCACAUGUCAUAAACUCACCCUGUGCUGGAACACAGAACAGCCGAACAAUAGUUAAGAGGAAUUCAUCACCUCUGCUCCACUUUGAUGAUAGAAUCUGUGUAACUCAGAAUGAAAAAUGGUGUGGAGCUCAAUGAUGCUUAGACAGAUAGACGACAUCUUUCCUAUCAAGGACUUUUUGAAAACCACUGAUCCAGCCGUGUAGAUGAUCAUGAUGUCUGUACAUUAUGUGUAUAUGCACGUUACCUUCACACAGUACUCACACAGCUUGUCCACGUGCUGUUGACCUCUGCACUCGACCCUUUUGCUUUGGAAAACUGUGUGUGAUUGCCUGUAUCUCUUGAAGCCUUGGCAUUCGACAGCCAAACUGUUGAUACGGAUCACCAGGGAGCUCUGCUCACCUUGCUCGUACCAAAGUGCUGCCCCAGUAGUUGUCAACACAUCUGUUCCUCCAAGAUCACCUCUGCCAAGUCAACACAAGACACUGUUCUAUCUUCCAAUCCUUCUAGCUUGAUGUUUCAUUCUGUUGGAGAUUUCAACGUGACUAAUCGAGUUAUGCACUGAUGUGCAUGCUCCCCCACGUACACACACGUUUCUUUUAAGUCAUUUUUUCCAUAGUAAGCUGACAUAAAACGUGUCAAGCACAAAAGUUAGCAUCCAUGUAACGGGUGUUGCUACCUGUGAAAGGGUAGUAAAGGGGAUCACUGUUCUAAACCAGGCAGGACAAGUGAGAAGAGGGCUGGUGAGAAGAGGAGGAAAGGGCAGAGAGAGGAGAAUAUCUUUGGUUGAGUGGAUGUAACUAAUAGCGCUUUUUGUUGCUAACCAAUAGAGGGUGUCGGUAGAUGGCUUGUAGACUUUACUUCUUGCUUUCUGUCCACUAGUUUAUUUGAUUGUAGGCUAUUUUCUAAUGCUGUUUCACCAAGAAUGCACCAGCCACCACCAAAAAUGAGCUCAAUAAAGCAUCUACAUGAUGUUAGGAGGAAGAAGGACAGAUAGAUUUUGGGGCACUGAUGUGUUAUUGGGACAAACGUGACAUGAAUUUAGAAAAGUGACUGUCUUCCAUGCAUGUAGGACUUCUAGGCGUGAAAUUGUUUUCAUUAAACCUUCCGAGUUUUUAGCUUCGUUUUUAUUAACAAAAAAAAUAAAGGGUAUAAUUAUUACAGUCAGACCAAAAAGGAAAAAGUGCAUCAUGUAUUGCUAUGAUGUGUGUGUCUCCGUGUGGGCGUGUGUACAGUGUUCUUGGGAUGUCGAAGUCAAACUGGCUGGUGCCCUCUGACCUUUGCAAGCAUUAA
Sphaeramia orbicularis (orbiculate cardinalfish) is the source of this 3338-nucleotide messenger RNA. RefSeq names its product pre-B-cell leukemia transcription factor 4 (gene pbx4). Bases 558 to 1940 code for a protein of 460 amino acids. Gene Ontology annotation, biological process: regulation of DNA-templated transcription. Gene Ontology annotation, cellular component: nucleus. Lineage: Eukaryota; Metazoa; Chordata; Actinopteri; Kurtiformes; Apogonidae. The record is from RefSeq and is a predicted model, not a curated record. The transcript is spliced from 10 exons. Gene Ontology annotation, molecular function: DNA binding; DNA-binding transcription factor activity, RNA polymerase II-specific.